ACUCUUUCCACUCACAUAACCACUUUCACAAACCCCAAAACAAUAGAAUCUUAGAAAGAAAGAAAAAGGGUUUAAAAAAAAUAAAAAAUGGGGAGCUGUUCAUAUGAAUCGAUGUCAUCGAUCUCCGAAAGGAUCUUCCGUGAAGAACAAUACCCAGAGCUUGAAUUUUCCAACGAAACAUCGAUUGAUAACGAAAACCGAUCUGGGUUUUUCAAGAAAGAGGAUUUAUGGUCUAAAAACAGCAUCAGGAAGAAGAAAAACCAAGUCUUCCUUGAAGGGUAUGUUGAAACAUCCGAUGAAGAUGAUCUUGUUAGGGCCAAGAGUUUAACCGAUGAAGAUCUCGAUGAACUGAAAGGGUGUUUCGAUUUAGGGUUUGGGUUUAGUUACGAUGAAAUUCCGGAGCUCUGCAACACUUUGCCAGCUCUCGAAUUAUGUUAUUCCAUGAGUCAGAAGUUUCUAGACGAGCAACAAAAGUCACCGGAGGUGUCGCCGCCUCUCGCGGCGGAGCCUGAAACCGUUUCACCGCCUCCUGCUCCGAUUGCUAAUUGGAAGAUCUCAAGUCCUGGCGAUCAUCCCGAGGAUGUGAAAGCAAGGCUCAAGUAUUGGGCACAAGCAGUGGCGUGUACAGUUAGAUUAUGCAACUAGUAAAUGUGUUGAUUUAUGCACCGAUUUGAAGCAAAAUUUUGGAUCUUGAUCAUCAGUCAUGGAGACACGACGGUGGUUGCCGCCUGCGGGAGGUGGUGGUGGUAGGAGGAGGAGGAGAAGAUUGUAAGGUUGUUGGUUUGGAAUUCUUGAUCUGGAGAUGGAUAAUUGGCUUGAUUUCCAUCAAUGACAGGUUUUGAUGAAGGUGGAGAAGGAGAACUCUAAUUUUGUGAUGGUGUUUUGAUUGUAAUGAGUUUUGAUUGGACAAAAUUGAUAGUUGUAUGAUAUGAUUUAAUUUGUAGUUCGAGAAAUAAAUUCAUGAAAUAAGAGUUCUCAUGUUCUUCUC
Lactuca virosa is the source of this 988-nucleotide messenger RNA. Lineage: Eukaryota; Viridiplantae; Streptophyta; Magnoliopsida; Asterales; Asteraceae. The record is from the annotation of a GenBank genome assembly.